AGUCGGGAGAGAAGGGAGCGGAGUCAGUGUGUGUGUGUGGGGCACGGAGCCAGUGUGUGUGUGUGGGGCACGGAGCCAGUGUGUGUGUGGGGCACGGAGCGGAGCAACACAUACCGGGAUAGGAGGCUUGGGUGCCCGCAGUACUGCCGCUGAGACGCAAGGGCCCCCCGGGAACCGAGCUAGAGAAGGAGGGAGCCCAACUGAGAGGGAAGGUUGCUAAUUGGAGCCGCAGGAUGUAUCGCCUUUGCUCUGUACUGUUGCUGCUGUGCCCAGUUUUGCAGGCACAGGAGAUAAAUGUCAACGAGAAGGUAACUGGCACCUUGGGGCAGCAAAUAACUCUGCCCUGCACAUUUAACAACAAUGGUGUUGAUAUGCAAGUGACUCAGAUAAUGUGGAUGAAAGAUAGCACAAACCUUGCUACCUACAGCCCCCAGUUUGGCAUCCAUGUGCAGAACAAGAAUGAUUUCAAUCUGACUGCCAGCCCAAGCAGUGCCACGCUCCUUAUCAAGUUGCUGCGGGCUUCUGAUGAAGGAAACUAUAUCUGUGAGGUCACCACCUUUCCAGGCGGCAACCGUAGGGGCAUUACAUAUCUCAGUGUGAAAGCUGAACCAAGAAACUCAGCUGAAGCUCUUCCUGUAAUUGCCGGCGACAUAGAGGUUCCGGUGGCAAAAUGUGCAUCAGCCAAUGGCAGGCCUCCAUCCCAGAUCACUUGGAGAUCAACACUCCCAGGCAAUUUUGAUACCACAAUGAAUAAUAACACAGAUGGUACAUACACGGUGGUCAGCAACUACAAGCUCGUCCCAACCUGGACUGCUGACAAGCAAGAAGUCAUCUGCAUUAUUUCCUACGAUUCCAAGGAGUCUGUGAUUCCCAUCACCCUGUCCAUACAAUACAGCCCAAUUGUCACUAUUGAAGGAUACGAUAACAACUGGUAUCUGAAACGGCUCGGGGCCUCGCUUACCUGCAAUGCUCAUGGGAACCCCCAACCUACAGUAUACACCUGGAAAACGGCCGACGGCUCGCCGCUCCCUAACACGGUGAAAGCUAAAGAUAAUGUGCUGUAUGUGGAUGAAGUGGACGAGCGAGUGAAUACGACCAUAGUCUGCGAGGUGACAAAUGCCCUUGGGAGCCGAGCAUCCCACCAGGAGGUGCUAGUGAGAGAUAAACCAAACACGUCUGGAGCAGGGGCCACCGGUGGAAUAAUUGGAGGAAUCAUUGCAGCCAUCGUGGGUAUAGCUGUUAUUACUACAGUGAUAAUGAUUUGUCGACAACAACGCAAGAACCAAACGGCCGAAGAUGAUGACCUUGAGGGACCUCCCGCAUAUAAACCUCCUCCUCCAUCUGUAAAGAUGCAAGAAGAAAAGUUUCCUCCAAUCCAAGGUGAAGAGAUGCUUCCGCUCAAGGCUCCUCUGGAUCAUACAGACACCAUGGAAGAUCCUGAAAUGACACCCCCUAAGUACUGGUCACCCACUGGAUCACAGAACACUGCAACACUAGAGGAUGACUACCUUGAACAAAUCAAUCCUAUAUACAGCGAACUGUCUAUACCAGAAUCUGGUUCCCAUAGAGAUGACCAAGGCUUUGUGAUGUCUCCUGCUGUCUACGUAUGAAAUGCAAGAAGCCAGCACCCGGACUAAGCUAUGUCACUAAGGCAAAAGCAACAAAUCGACUUGUGACAUGGAACCAUCUUACUGCAGCGCUGCUUUAUUUAGUCUUAAACGUGCUACCACGUGCUGUGAGCAUUGGGUUUCUUUGCACACAGUGCCGUUAGAUCUACAGUCGCAUUAGCAGUGCUGUUAGGUAUGAACUUGUUUAUAUGGAUUCAGUGUUCUGUGGCUUUGUAAGAGAUCACUCUGUGAAUGUGGCUCUAUGGGAUGUGGGUUAUUUGCCCACAAUGCUGGGUUAGACAGGUUUAUAGAUGCCUAUCCUUACUGGCAGGGAUGUGGCGCUACGAAUCUGUAAAGUCCGGGCACUUAUUUUUUGAAAGGGAACACUCCAACUAUAGCAGAAGCCUGUGAAUUCUUCUCUGCUACUUUGUUGCUUUUGCAGUUUUUGUUCAUGUAUAGAUGGGAAGCCACUGAGGGAAGAGAUGCUGCAAACUGCUAUGUUCUUUUAAUCACUGUUAUUCCUGUUCUGUAUGCUUUUACACUUUUACACCUGUCAAUGAAUAACACAAGGAAAUCAAAAGCUUUUUUUAAAAAAAAUUGACGGGUUAAUUUGAAAAUGUUUUUUCCUAAAACCAAAACCCCAGAAAACUAUUUGCCAUUGUGUCUGUUCUUCUGCAUAGUUAUGAUUUGUACACAAUCGCUUGAUUCCUCUAACUCACCUUUUGUGUCAUGUACAUUGUGGGUGUUGGAAGUGCCUGGUGUGCAACUGGGCGCACUUAUGAUGUUGCCAGGAUUUGGGCUGGCCAGAAGGUCGGCAGUGGGAAAGAUAAGGCCUAAUGGCUGCUGCAUAUGAAACUCCUAUGCAGGUUAGCAUACAAUAUGAUAAAUAGUCCUGAUAAAGCAAUUAUAUAAAAACAGCAUUUCAGUUUUGUUACAUGGAGCUCUGUGAAGUUUGGGUUUAUGUACAGACAAUACUGCUACAUAUGAUUCAGAGUAAACCCUAGAUUGACUCACAGACUCAUAUGAUGAAUUGAUUCCUAUACAAGCAGCAGUGGGAGAUUUCACCGUAGACACACAGCACUUUGAGUUAUAGAUUUGCACUCAGGACAGCGCAGUAUAAGAGUUCUGUAAGAAAGCUUUUUUAAAUGUAGAUGUACAGGCAAUAUGUAAUUUUGCAGGAGGAUACCAUAUGUGUCUUUAUAUGCCUAUAAAUUGUUGUGCUGCAGAAGGGUACUGAAUGUGUCCUGGUAAGCCUAUGCACUGAAAUGCUGUGAGAGGGUAUAAAUGUGAGUGUGUCCUGGUAUGUCUAUGGGUUGUUAUACAGAGGGAUGAUAUUGAAUGGGUCCUGGUAUGUCUAUGGGCUGUUAUACAGAGGGAUGAUACUGAAUGGGUCCAGGUAUGUCUAUGGGUUGUCAUGCAGAGGGAUGAUACUGAUUGUGUCCUGGUAUGUCUAUGGGUUGUUAUACAGAGGGAUGAUACUGAAUGGGUCCUGGUAUGUCUAUGGGUUGUUAUACAGAGGGAUGAUACUGAAUGGGUCCUAGUAUGUCUAUGGGUUGUUAUGCAGAGUGAUGAUACUGAAUGUGUCCUGGUAUGUCUAUGGGUUGUUAUACAGAGGGAUGAUGCUGAAUGUGUCCUGGUAUGUCUAUGGGUUGUUAUACAGAGGGAUGAUACUGAAUGUGCCCUGGUAUGUCUAUGGGUUGUUAUACAGAGGGAUGAUACUGAAUGUGCCCUGGUAUGUCUAUGGGUUGUUAAGCUGUAGGAUGAUACUAAAUGGGUACUGUUGAGCCUGUAAGGGGGGGAUGAUGAGCGGGUUCGUUACAAGUCUUGUGCUAGUACUGUGAUUGGGCACUACAAUUCUUUUUACAGCUGUGAACUUGCUUUCUAUUUUUGAUAAAUCAAAAUUAAAGUUUUGUGGAUUUUUUUUCAUA
Molecule: messenger RNA, 3535 nt
Organism: Xenopus tropicalis (tropical clawed frog)
Lineage: Eukaryota; Metazoa; Chordata; Amphibia; Anura; Pipidae
Gene: nectin2
Product: nectin cell adhesion molecule 2
Exons: 9
Coding region: 234-1610 (458 amino acids)
Biological process (GO): signal transduction
Cellular component (GO): membrane
Source: RefSeq, a predicted model, not a curated record